UGCACGCGGACGGCGGCGUCGAGGGCGGUGUCGAGUCCUCCCCGCCGCGGCGUCCGCAGCGCCGCGCCGCGGUGCCGGGCCUGGGCCGGACGGGGACCGCAGACCGAGCCGGGAUGCCAGAAGGGCCGUCUGUGAGGAAAUUUCACCUUUUGGUGUCCCCCUUUGUGGGCCAGCAGGUAGUCAGGACAGGAGGCAGCAGUAAGAAGCUUCACCCUGAUGGCUUCCAGGCACUGUGGCUCCAGGACACCCAGGUCCAUGGAAAGAAAUUAUUUCUUAGAUUUGAUCCAGAUGAAGACAUGGGGCCCCCUGGUAACAGCAACCCAGUGCCAGAGCGUCCGUGUAGAGGAGCACAGGGGAAAGGGGCCGCCGACCAGAAGCAGGCCUCGGGGCCCCACGGACGCAAGACCUCUGAUGGAGCCUUUCGUUCUUUAGAGCUCGUUGUACCCCAAGGAAGUGAUGGCCCUGCGUGUUUGAGGGGAGACACCCCUGCAGGAGGAGCUGAGAGGUGGCUGCAGGUUAGGUUUGGUUUGUUUGGCAGCAUUUGGGUGAACGAGUUCUCUAGAGCCAAGAAAGCCAACAAGAGAGGCGACUGGAAGGAUCCUGUUCCAAGGUUGGUCCUGCACUUUGCUGGUGGUGGCUUCCUGGUAUUUUAUAAUUGUCAGAUGUCUUGGAGUUCUUCCCCAGUGGUCAGAGUCACCUGUGACAUCUUGUCUGAGAAGUUCCAUCGAGGACAAGCGUUGGAAGCCCUGGGCCAGGCUCAGCCUGUCUGCUAUACGCUGUUGGACCAGAGAUACUUCUCAGGGUUAGGGAACAUCAUUAAGAACGAAGCCUUGUACAGAGCAGGGAUCCACCCGCUGGCUCUCGGUUCUCUCCUGAGUCCCUCACGUCUGGAGGCCCUCCUGGACCAUGUGGUGGAGUUCAGUACAGACUGGCUUCAGGGCAAGUUGCAGGGCAAACAACAGCACACAGAGAUCUACCAGAAAGCACAGUGCCCCGCCGGGCAUCAGGUCAUGAAGGAGGCACUUGGGCCACCCAGGGGGUUCCAGAGGCUCACCUGGUGGUGCCCAAACUGCCAGCCCCAGUUGUCCCCCGAGGGACCCUCUGCAUGAAACCUUGCCCAUUGGUGACCGUGACUCCUGAGUAUCUGGAGAGGAGAGUGUGGGCAGGGAGUGGGGCUGGGUGCAGAGGACAGGGUGGUUUGGGGGUGUCAGCGUUGUUGAUGUUUAUCUCAUCAGAGUUGUGUCAAAGGCAGAGUUUUCAGAAGGUUCGAUUUUUUUCCUUUUCUAGUUUAGUUCAUUCUUCCUAUCUAAUUCUACCGUUGUGAAAGAUGAGAAAAACCACCACACCAGGUAAGGGGAAAACCUCCCUUCCUGGAGCGACAAUAGGACAAUGAAAAUGAAAGCCGCUGGGAAAUGGCUGUGCUCCCAGCAUUGCUUUGAGGGUGUUGUGUUUUGUUUCUGAAACUUUGGUUGACUUGAAGGCCCUCCAUUUUGAGAAAUAGGAAAGUAGGAUUUUUUCUUUGUUUCCCGGAAGGGAUCCAGGGAUAAGGGUUCAGCCUCCUGCCUGGAUCCUUCCCCCUGGCGGAGACACCAAGGGGCUGGGGGGUGAGGAGCUGGCUUCCUCCUGGUGUGACCAGUGGCCUUUACGGAAAAGCUACUUGUUUAGUCCUUAAGCUGGUAUAUUUGUGACUAUUGAUAUGUUGAACAAUUCAGAAAUCGAGGGUUGUAGAGAAACACUUCCUCGUAGUGUUGGCAACUGCUAGAUGAAACUAGUGCAGACAUACGAAUAUAAAAAUUUUUGUUAUUUUCUGUUGUCAUCUUUAUUUAUUAUUAAAGGGUCUUAACACAUUGCCA
Lemur catta (Ring-tailed lemur) is the source of this 1853-nucleotide messenger RNA. RefSeq names its product nei like DNA glycosylase 2 (gene NEIL2). NCBI's taxonomy places the organism in Eukaryota, Metazoa, Chordata, Mammalia, Primates, Lemuridae. The record is from RefSeq and is a predicted model, not a curated record. Gene Ontology annotation, molecular function: DNA-(apurinic or apyrimidinic site) endonuclease activity; DNA N-glycosylase activity; zinc ion binding. Gene Ontology annotation, cellular component: nucleus. Gene Ontology annotation, biological process: base-excision repair. The coding region runs from base 114 to 1109 and encodes 331 amino acids. The transcript is spliced from 5 exons.